Messenger RNA from Python bivittatus (Burmese python), 5142 nucleotides. Lineage: Eukaryota; Metazoa; Chordata; Lepidosauria; Squamata; Pythonidae. The record is from RefSeq and is a predicted model, not a curated record.
CGCAUGCGCGCUGUUCCGCGCGGCUCCCUCGCGGCUACAGCUCCGGCGGCGGCGCCUUCGUCUCCUCAGCCGCAGCCGGGUGGGGAGGGGCCCGGCGAGAGGGGCAGCGGCGCGGCGGCAGAUCCCUCACCACUUUUCUAAGGAUUUGAUUGAUUAUGUGCCAUCAAGAUGAUGUUAACUUUUAGCAACGGCAUAGAUAGAUUUUCUCCACGAGGAUCUGUCCCCAGGCUGGUCCUUCAGAUCUUCCACAGCGUCCCCAUUGCCACUAUUGUCUACUUCUACAAAUCAGCUAUGAUACACAAUUUUAGUGGAAAGACAAGUUAACUCACAGUAUGUGUACAUUGAUGGUGCAUCUCAAAGAAUGCCCUGCAUGAAUUUUCCUCAGAAUCCUUUACAAGGCGCGCAGGUUCCAUGGCAAAUGCACAAGAGCUCUGUAGUAGGCAAAGGAUGUACUCAUGGCAGGAGGAUUGCAGGCUGCUGGGCUAAACAAAUUUGGGGCCAAAACAGAAGUCUUGAACCAAACAAGAAGAGCCCCGUGGAUCAGAUAAAAAGAACUCAUCGUUUUGCCUCCUAUAAUGGCUAACUAUUUACAAGCUGUCUUUCUUGAGGAUCUGAGAAUAACAUACUGUGUCCUCUGUGUGUGUGUGUAUUUGGAUGGCUACUCCAAUACUGUCUAAGGCACAUAAUGGAGAAGUAACAAGCGGAAUUUACUUUUUCUGGAGUAAUAAACUUUGGACUUUAAAAAUGUGGACCUUGACAUGUCCUAGAAGUGAGAGUUUGCCAAACAAGGACUUCCUCUGAUCCAUGAAGCAGCUUGAAUUUAACGUGCCAUUGGAAAAUGUGGCAGGAAAUACAGAGAUUCCGCAAACUGGAUCUGAAAAAUUAUGAAAGCAAAGUGUGUGUGUGUUUUUUCAGGCUGCAGUCAUAAACCCACCAAUGGAUUACACGUGGUUGCAAACACCUGAUCGCUGUUCCAUUCCAGCUGUGAUGCAAGGCUGUCAGCUAUUGCAGUUAAGAUCUCACUGACGGCUGUCUGGAGUGUUUGGGACCUGUGAAUGCUGCACUUUCAAGAACAUCUUCCAUGGACAAGGGAACAUCCCUCUCGUGGCAGAUGGGAUCCAGAGGCUUGGAAUGAUAUUGGCUACAAGUUUCAUGAAAGAACCAGAGCGGGCUCUUGUGACCCAGGGGCAACAGCUCUAGUUUUGCAAGGUGCCAGCUUUUCCUCCAAUGCAGAUCAAGAGAAGGAGCACAUCUCAAUCUUGCAAAGAGACGUUUUGUACUCUUGAAAACUCAAACAAGCCUUAUCUGUCCAGCGUUGGGAGAGCUGUUUCCUGGCACAGUUCUCCCUGCUCUUCCGGUGGCUUGUGCAGUGACCCAUUGUGUAACCAACUCACCCCUAGUCAGCCUUCCCAGUUUCUAUUUGUGCUGUGGCCUCUUUCCAGAGUAGAUCAUGGGGGUUCUCGGCGACUCCAAGCCCACUGGAGGAAGGGUGUGAAUUCUGAAAUGGCCACUGUGAUAGGCCAGAGACCUGCUGCCCACUCGAAGUUGCUGUUGAUUGACAGAGGAACUGACUGACUGCUCUGGGCAGCUUCCUUCUGCCUGUCUCGGGAACUCACCGGGCACUGGCCUGGCCCGCCCUCUCACCUUCAUCAUGUUUCUACUGCUGCCCUUUGACAGUUUGGUGGUUAACCUGCUGGGGAUUUCCCUGACGGUCCUCUUCACUUUGCUUUUGGUUUUCAUCAUUGUGCCAGCCAUCUUUGGAGUUUCCUUUGGCAUCCGCCGUCUCUACAUGAAAAGUUUGCUACAGAUUUUCCAGUGGGCAACAUUAAGAAUUCAGCGGGGCGCCAAAGAGAAGAAACAUCCCGUUUAUAAGCCCUUUGUCAAUGGAAUCAUUGCCAAAGAGCCCACAUCAUUGGAAGAGGAGAUCAAGGAGAUCCGUAGGAGUGCUAGCAACAAGGCCCUGGAUGCUUCUGAGUUUGAGCUCUCUGACAUCUUUUACUUCUGUCGCAAGGGCGUCGAGAGCAUCAUGGACGAUGAGGUGACCAAGCGUUUCUCAGCAGAAGAGCUGGAGUCCUGGAACUUGCUGAGCAGGACCAACUACAACUUCCACUACAUCAGUCUGCGCCUCACAAUACUGUGGGGGGUGGGCUUCCUCAUCCGCUACUGCUUCUUAUUGCCACUCAGGGUUGCCCUGGCUUUCACUGGCAUUAGCCUUUUGGUGACAGGCACUACCAUGUUGGGCUACUUACCCAAUGGGAGGUGCAAAGAAUUCCUCAGCAAACACGUACACCUGAUGUGCUAUCGGAUCUGUGUACGAGCUCUUACAGCUAUCAUCACUUAUCAUCACCGGGAAAACAGGCCCCGCAAUGGAGGAAUCUGUGUGGCUAACCACACAUCUCCAAUUGAUGUCAUAAUUCUGGCCAGUGAUGGCUACUAUGCAAUGGUGGGCCAAAUCCAUGGAGGGCUCAUGGGUGUCAUACAGAGGGCCAUGGUGAAGGCUUGUCCUCAUGUCUGGUUUGAGCGUUCUGAAGUCAAGGAUCGCCAUCUAGUGGCUAGACGGCUAUCAGAACAUGCUCAUGAUAAAAAUAAACUGCCCAUCCUUAUUUUCCCUGAAGGCACUUGUAUCAACAACACUUCUGUGAUGAUGUUCAAAAAAGGGAGUUUUGAGAUUGAUGCUACAGUUUAUCCUGUUGCCAUCAAGUAUGACCCCCAAUUUGGAGAUGCCUUUUUUAACAGCAGCAAAUAUGGCAUGGUGACCUACCUGCUCAGGAUGAUGACUAGCUGGGCAAUUGUCUGCAGCGUCUGGUACUUGCCUCCAAUGACCAGAGAGCCUGAUGAAGAUGCGGUGCAGUUUGCCAACCGGGUGAAAUCUGCCAUUGCUAGACAGGGAGGCCUGGUGGAUCUCUUAUGGGAUGGGGGCCUGAAGAGGGAAAAGGUGAAGGACACCUUCAAGGAAGAGCAGCAGAAGCUCUACAGCAAGAUGGUUGUGGGCAAUCACGAGGACCGAAGCCGCUCCUGAGCUCCCGGAGCUGGGAGGUGGGGGUCUAUUACAGCCUUGACUGCCUAAGAACACUUUCCAGCCCUUGGGCUCCCAGAUGACCUGAAGCAACAGCAGCCACCGCCUUUCAAGCUCUGGGGGUUCCUAAUUCACCAGCCACCCCCGCCCCCCAUGGUGCUGCUGCCUUGCACCCAAGGGAAAGAGACCUUGUCGUAAUUUCUCCAGCUCAGCCCCGGCAGCAGCAGCUGAGGACAUUGGCCAUCGAAGGCGAAGGCAGUGCAGGUCAUCUUUUGCGGGAAUCGGCUGAAGUCUGGCUGUGUCCCCGCGCGGAUGAACGCCAAGUUGCAGCACACCUGGACAGACGGAGCCUCUGCUGGUGCUGAGAGAUCCCCUCCCCCACGUCCUGUUGGAAGUGGCUCUGUCAGGGCCCCAGCGGAAGGGCCAGGGCCUCCUUGCACCUUCUUCCCUCGCUCCCGCCUCCCCUUUCAAGAACACAAAAGCUGUGUGCAGCAGCUGCAUGGGUCCCCUCUGCAUUUUAUAUUAAAUAAUAUUGAAGGAGGCAGUCUUGUGUCGAGCAUGGCUUCUUGCCUUUGCAGCGCUUUCACUGUGGGCGCUAAAGGGGGAAGAGGCUUCCCUAGAAACGCGUCUGAGUUCGUCCCACCCCUUUGCUCCCCUGCAUUUUUCCUUUUGACAAGAAGGAUGGGGCAUAGCUUGGCCGAAGUGGCUGGGUACAGGGGUGGCCUGAGAAACAAGGUAGGGAGUUGGUGAAUUUGUAUGUAAUUAGGUGGCUCCCUGUGGGAGACCGAUUUGACCCAUAAAGAACUCAGUAGUUUGGAAACUUGGCCCACCAUCAGCAGAUUCCGCGAAUAACUGUGGGCUGAAUUACACAGACAUGAAUCCCCACCCCCUCCAGCUUCCAGACCUCCCAAGUAAUCCAUGCUAAGUUUCAGCUGUAAAGAAGGGCAACAUUUAGCACUUGCUGAGUCAGGCAGAAAGUUCAGUUGCCGAGGUCAGUGGCCCUGAAUACAGGAAGCCUGACGGCUGGAGGCACAGCCCUUUAAAAAUCUAUAUUCAGAAGCAUUUUUAUGUUAUUUAUUUCAGAAAUGCCAUCUACCCCUUGCUUUUCCUCCGAACCCUGGCGUUUUGCUUCGCUUCUCUUGUGUUUCGGUCCCUUGUGUGGCAUUGCUCCUUGUUACCUCAGCAUACCCAUUGCUUCUGGCACGCACGUGAAGAUCAAGAAGGCACAUGGUGUGGGGUACCUGCUUCCGUUUUUUCCCUGAGAUCCUUAACACCCUUUUCCCAAGCCCAUGUUCCUCGCCCACCAUGGUUCCUGGACUAGAUAAAAUCAACACCUUCUGAAAGUCAUGAGUGAGAGGGAUAAGCCAGUCUUCUGUCCCUCUUCAGUUGUGCCCUUGGGUGGGACCUGCAAGCUCUGUUAAGGGACUGCAGCAGUUCAGGAGCAAAACAGCCACCCUAGAUUGACUAGGACCAAUGUAGUGAGAGAUGGUCUAUGUGGACUGAUCCUAGGUUUUAGGAUUUCAGAAAGAGGUCCCUGCCAGCUUUAGCUCACACUGGAAUUCCCGGCUUUGAGACUAGGGUGCUCUGUAUACAAGGAGGUGCUCCUAACCCCUAGAUGGCAGUCUCAUUAGUCUUGCCCCAUGAUCAUCUCAGCAGCUCAAAUUAGAAACCAGUUCAUCCUUGGAGCAAGUAAUGAGGUAGAUACAUUACCAACAGAUACAUAGAUAAGGUGUGUUUUGGAGGAGGGAAUAUAUAUUCUGUGUGAAGCAUUCAAAAGAAGCAACACGCAGGAGCCUACCUUUGAAUUGUUAAAGCAGCUGCAUCUUUUGUACAAUUCCAUCCAAACCUGCUUUUUCCACAGUCCUAAUGAACAAACAUGGGUAAUCUCUGUCAAGCAUACACACCCCUAUAUUAAUAAUGUAUGCCCAGAAGUGUGCAAAAAGACACUGUACGAAAUGUCCCCUUUAAAUACGUUGAGCUGCAACUCCCAUCACUCCCAAGCCAGCAUGAUGACCUAAGGCCAUGUUAACCAGAGGUGAUGAGAGUGGUUCUCAGACUUUAGGAAGGAUCUAAUGGGAAGAGUCUGCCCUAAGACAUUGGUCAUGAAGAAAAGACUUACCACUUUG